CUCAUUUGUUGUUUCCGCUUACGUAAUCCCAUGUUUUUGUCGCGUCUUAGGAAGCCCUCUGUUUUAGUUAGCGGAAUUCAAGCCUAACGCACUUGGAGCCACACCGGACAACGAUGGCGUCCGACUCCCCGCGCAGACCGAGUCGCUGUGCUGGAGGGGUUAUAGUUCGAGCCCAGGCUGCUACGGAGCAGUCUUACAUGGAAAGUGUAGUGACAUUUUUGCAAGAUGUGGUCCCUCAGGCCUACACUGGGACACCUCCAACAGACGAAAAAGAAAAGAUCAUUUGGGUUCGUUUUGAAAAAGCAGACAUCAAUGAUGUGGCCCGCUCACCAGAGUUCUUGGAGAUGCACGGCAGCGGUGUGGACCCACCUCUUUGUCUGAUGAUUGGCUAUGCAGACGGAAUGCAAAUCUGGAGUGUAUCACUGACUGGAGAAGCUCAGGAGCUCUUCUCUGUGCGGCACGGUCCAGUGCGAGUUGCUCGUAUCCUCCCAGCCCCUCAAAUCAGUCCCCUGAACACUGACAGCUUUGCAGAGAAGCGGCCCCUCCUCGGCGUUUGCAAGAGCGCAGGCUCCUCGGGGACCAGCCCUCCAUACUGCUGUGUGGACCUGUAUUCUCUAAGGACAGGAGAAAUGGUCAAGUCAAUUCAGUUUAAAACACCUAUUUAUGAUUUACACUGCAACAAAAGGAUUCUUGUCGUCAGUCUUCAAGAAAAGAUUGCCGCCUUUGACAGCUGCACUUUUACGAAAAAAUUCUUUGUCACAAGCUGCUAUCCGUGUCCUGGUCCUAACCUCAACCCCAUAGCAUUAGGAAGCCGAUGGCUGGCUUAUGCAGAAAACAAGCUGAUCCGGUGUCAUCAGUCCCGUGGCGGGGCAUGUGGAGAUAACUCCCAGUCCUACACUGCUACAGUCAUCAGUGCUGCAAAAACACUAAAGACAGGGCUGACGAUGGUGGGUAAAGUGGUCACCCAGCUUACGGGCACACUGCCCUCUGGAGCUCCCGAUGAAGAGGGCACAGCUCACAGCAGCACUCGCCGCAGCCCUCACCAACCCGGCGUGAUUACUGUCAUAGACACACACACUGUGGGAGAGGGACAGGUGCUUGUGAGUGAAGACUCUGAUGGAGAGGGAGUGGUCGCUCAUUUUCCAGCUCAUGACAAACCCAUAUCCUGUAUGGCGUUCAACCCGAGCGGUAUGCUGCUGGUGACUGCCGACAUAUUAGGGCAUGAUUUUCACGUGUUUCAAAUCCUCACUCACCCGUGGGCAUCGUCUCAGAGCGCGGUUCAUCACCUGUACACCCUGCACAGAGGAGAAACUGAGGCUAAGGUGCAGGAUAUCUGCUUCAGUCCUGACUGCCGCUGGGUGGUGGUCAGCACGCUGCGUGGCACUUCACACGUCUUCCCCAUAAACCCGUACGGCGGUGCACCGUGUGCCCGCACACACCUGUCCCCUCGCGUAGUGAAUCGCGUGAGCCGCUUUCAGAAGAGCGCCGGCCUCGAGGAGAUCGAGCAGGAGCUGAACAGCAAGCAGGGUGGCCGCUGCAGCCCCAUCGCCGGCCUCUCCAGCAGCCCAUCCGGCUCGCCUCUACACGCCAAACUGACCAACCAAGAGUCCUAUAACAACUUCACCAACAAUAACAUGGGGAAUCCACGGCUGUCCCCUCUGCCAAGCCUGACGGUGGUGCUGCCGCUGGCGCAGAUUAAACAACCCAUGACUCUGGGCACCAUUACCAAGCGCACAGGACCCUACCUCUUUGGGGCAGGAUGUUUUUCCAUUAAAACUCCAUGUAAAGCCAAGCCUCCACCCCAGAUCUCUCCUAGCAAGUCUAUUGGAGGGGAGUUCUGUGUAGCUGCUGUGUUUGCAUCUUCACGCUCUUGGUUCAUCACCAACCCUAACAUGAAGAGAGAAAAAGAUCAGUCUCGCCAGGCCGUGGUUGAUUCCCUCUACAUCGCAAGCUGCUAUGGUAAUCUGGUCGAGCAUGUGCUGGAGCCUCGGCCAAUCAGCACGGCGCAGAAGAUAGGUGAUGACACACCUCUGGAGUUAAACACCUGCCCCAGGGCAUGCUGGACUCUGGCCAGAACGCCGCAGUGGAACGAGCUGCAACCUCCUUUCAGCAGCAGCCACCCCUUGGUGCAGGCCUCAGACUUGGUGCAGUACUAUCAGUACCUCCUGGCUGGCUUGUUGCCUCCAGGAAGCCCGGGGCCCAUCACCAGACAGGGUUCCUAUGACAGCCUGGCCUCGGACCAUAGCAGCCAAGAGGAUGAAGAGUGGCUCUCUCAGGUGGAGAUAGUGACCCACACUGGCCCUCACAGGCGGUUGUGGAUGGGUCCUCAGUUCCAGUUUAAGACCAUUCACCCAUCAGGUCAGACUACAGUCAUCUCCUCCAGCUCAUCUGUGCUGCAGUCCCAGGGGCCCAGUGAUACCCAGCAACCUCUACUCGACUUUGAUACUGAUGACCUGGAACUGCACAGCCUCAGGAUCCAGCCUGUGCGCUCAGAGCCUAUGACCAUGCCCGGCUCCUCUUGCCUGAUUCCAGAGCGUGUAGGCCAUGCUACAGUCAUCGAUACCGGCUCAGGCACAUUUGACCACAGUGUGACCCUGCUGGAGGUGUGUGGCAGCUGGCCUGAGAGUUUUGGUUUGCGUCACAUGUCCUCUGUGGAUGCCACAGACGAGGGCUUGAGGGAGAGGCUUGCUGAAGCCAUGUCUGAGUCACCCAGCAGAGAUAUUGUGGGCUCUGGAACAGCGGAACUGCAGAGAGAAGGCAGUAUCGAGACGCUGAGUAACAGCUCGGGCUCCACAAGUGGCAGCAUUCCUCGUAACUUUGAAGGUUACCGCUCUCCUCUGCCGACCAACGAGAGCCAGCCGCUCAGCCUUUACCCCACAGCUUUCCCCUAGAGCAGCUUCUCCUCAACCUUUCCAUCCCAUCACAGGGAACUGCUCCUCUUCAUCCAUCCAGAUUUUGUUGUGUGCAAUGUUGACCUCUCCUUCCAUCUAAUUAACCGUCGAGCGAAAAGCGGCGAAAAUCCUUUCACAUCAGAGUGGAAACGGAGACGAGACCUGCAUGCAGGCUUUCAGGAAAUGUGCCACUUGAUUCUUAUUGUGUAACAAACGUGUUGUCUUAUGUGGUGAGAGAGAGAGAGAGAAAGAGAGAGAGAGAGAGAGAGGGAGGGAGUGAUUCAUCUCGUGUAAAGGCUGUCACAGCUGCCAUUUUGUCCCUCUCUCAAAUACAUGACGUUAAAUAGUUUUUAAAAAUUGUGUGCGAUAUAGACAUGUUUAUGCCAAUAUAUCAUGGGGCAUUGGAGUGUAUUCAUGCCAUAACUUCAUGUAUGAGCUUGUUAUUCAACAUGUUUAUGUCUUGAUUUCCUCUCAGUCAAAAGUUUGGACAUGUACGACUGAAUAUGUGUUUUAUGACAUUUCAAAAAAAUGACAUUUUAAUCAAUUUAUUUCUAUGGAAAUUUAAAUAGUGAAGUUAAAACCCAUGUCUAAUUGUUUUUCUGGAUCAAGAUGGAAAUUUAAGGAGUAGGGUUUUUUGUUUUUUUUUUUAAUUAUUAUUAUUAAAUAAUUUCUCCAACACAUGUAGAUUAUGUUUAGAACAAAUGCUCAGCCUAUUAGGACAUUUUGAGAAAGGUCUCCUGGGUGUUGCUUCUUCACGCUUCAUGAAGAUGCCAGAAGUGUGCAAAGCUUUGGACCGGUGUGAAAUAACACAAAUACGGAUUUUCAAAUGUAAGAAUGGAAUCUUAUACUACUUUUCCUGGUCACUGGAUAAUUCCAUGUAUGUUAUAUCAUUGUGCAUUAUUAGUAGCAGAAAAUUGUAAACCUGUAGAAAAUAUGUGUCCAAGCGUUUGACUGCUAGUGUCCAUUUAAGAGGAAGAUCAGGACUUAUGCAAACUUUCUUUGACUUGCUGAAGCCUAAUUUUGCAUUUGUAUUAUGUUUGUAUGUGUAUUAAUUAUAUUAUUUACAUGAAAUGUCAUUUUACAAUCAUACAAAAUCAUACAAACAUUACAUUUAUAUCUCAUAAGACAAAAAAAAAUACUUUUAAUCUAUUUUAGUAUUUUAUAUAAUUACAUGAGGGGAAGAAAUAUAACAAAAUGUUGUUUUCUUUUUUUCUUCUUAGUUUACCUACGUUUUACAUACAGUUUCUUUGUGUAUUUAAUUCUCUGUUCCUUUACGUCCAGGAAUGGAUUUUCUUUUCUUUCGUUUUUUUGCACCUUUUGAACUAAAGGCAGUGUAUGUGAGUGGCUAUGUUAGGGUGUGUGUGUUGUGUUGUUUGUCCUGUUAGCCUUUUAAAUGUAUUGAUUACUGCAGAGUUAAUUGUUUGCUAGUAAAUGAGCCACUAAGUGUUAGUUUCCUUUUCAGAUUUUUAGGAUACGCUUUGUGAAACAUCUCACAUCCUCAGCAUCUUUUUAGGUGUGUGAGGUCUGUGUGUAAUGUCGUGUUUAGAGAGAGUUAAUAACUGCGUAGCAAAUCUCCUUCUCUCUGAGCAAACGCACGCGUGCACACACAUCGUUUUGUGUCUUUAUGACUUUUCUAAAAGAGCUAUUCUCUUGAACUGGACUAGACAGGACAGGACAUGACAGGACAUAAAGAAACUCCAGUGAUAUUGAUGAAGGUUUUGCUGUAAUAGCUUUCAGCUCAGCUUGCGGCAUAAUGAAAGCUGUUAUGGUUGGACUGGACAGCGUAGUACAUGCAGCAACACUGAGGUGCAUGUGAUGUGAAGGGAUUGCUGGCCUCACUCGCUGAAUGAUUUACAAAGGUCAAUAUUGGCAUGACUAUAUUGCCAUGAAUGCAUUGCACAUGCUUUUUGUGAACUGUAAUAUGCUUUUGAACGACACUGAUUUAAUCCUGUUGAAUAUAAAUCCUUGCAAUUGAAAUGAUCUGUCAAAUGCACAUUGCUUUGUGUCUAUUUACUUUAAUAGAUGAACUGUUCGUUCUGACCAUUUAUGGUUGUGUGUCAAUACCCAGUACUGAGCUGGGACACCGAAGGAAGAGAGAAUAAAUAAAUAAUACAUAGAGGCUCAGCUAGAAACUAUGUAAUCAUUUACAGUUCAACUCAAUUGCUCUACUUAUAAAUGUAUUAUAACGUGUUCCAGUGUUUUCUUAAUUCCACAAACCUAAACAGGUGAAAAAUAGUUUUUUAGGGGUUUUUUUUGG
Messenger RNA from Hemibagrus wyckioides, 5148 nucleotides. It is a transcript of the gene bcas3, whose product is annotated as BCAS3 microtubule associated cell migration factor. Bases 114 to 2891 code for a protein of 925 amino acids. Gene Ontology annotation, biological process: autophagy; response to starvation. The record is from RefSeq and is a predicted model, not a curated record. The transcript has 25 exons. NCBI's taxonomy places the organism in Eukaryota, Metazoa, Chordata, Actinopteri, Siluriformes, Bagridae. Gene Ontology annotation, molecular function: protein binding. Gene Ontology annotation, cellular component: cytoplasm.